Molecule: messenger RNA, 1323 nt
Organism: Stereum hirsutum FP-91666 SS1
Lineage: Eukaryota; Fungi; Basidiomycota; Agaricomycetes; Russulales; Stereaceae
Product: NADH oxidase
Exons: 2
Coding region: 1-1323 (440 amino acids)
Molecular function (GO): FMN binding; oxidoreductase activity
Source: RefSeq, a predicted model, not a curated record
AUGUCUUCUCGUUAUCAAUCAGCCGACGUCGACCCCUCCCCUCUAGGCCAACCUCUCCACUUCGCCUUCUCAAAUCGUACCGUGCCCAAUCGCUUCCUCAAAGGCGCUAUGGCAGAGAACUUGUCAUCUUGGUCCCCAACAGACCGUCCCUCUCGUGGUGUGCCAACAGACGAGGUCGUCAAUGUCUAUCGUCGUUGGGGAGAAGGAGGAAUCGGUUUGAUCGUCACUGGCAACAUUAUGACGGACUACGAGCACUUUGAAGCCAAGGGAAACCCUGUUAUCGCCAAGGAUGCACCGUUCGAGGGUGAGAGGUUUGAGAGGUUCAAGGAGAUCGCGAGAGAGGCGAAGAGGGAGGGAAGUGUGGUGGUUGCGCAACUUGGUCAUCCUGGGAGACAAGUCAAAGAUAAUGUCACCAAAGAUCCUAUGUCCGCCAGUGACGUUCAACUCAAAAUUGAGGGUCCUCCUGGCGCAAUCGCUUUUGCGAAGCCUCGUGCCGCCACCCUCCAGGACAUUCGCGGCAUCACCGAAGCAUUCACUCAUGCCGCAGUAUACCUUGAAAAGGCCGGUUUCGACGGUAUCCAACUCCACGGCGCACACGGCUUUCUGCUCGCCCAAUUCCUCUCCAAGACGACCAACCUCCGUACCGAUGCUUACGGCGGCUCCCUAACCAACCGUGCCCGCCUCAUCGUCGAAAUCGCACAAUCCAUACGUCGCGCGACAUCUCCUUCGUUCAUACUCGGCAUCAAGAUCAACAGCCAAGAGUGGCAGGCGGAUGGGUUCCAGGCGGAAGAGGCCGCAGAGCUCGUACGCAUCCUGGAAGAGAGCACGUUCGAUUUCGUAGAGCUAUCCGGUGGCACGUUUGCAGCGUCUGGGUUCCACCACAGGCGGGAAAGCACGAAGGAGAGGGAGGCGUUCUUCUUAGAGUUUGCGGAGAAGAUCGUGCCGGGGUUGACGAAGACGAGGGCGUACGUUACGGGUGGGUUCAAGACCGUCGGUGCGAUGGUUCACGCGCUGGAUAUUGUGGAUGGGGUUGGUCUUGGUCGUCCGUUGACCCAGGAGCCGACGUUGUGUAAGGAUAUUUUGGAGCGGAAGGUUAGGGCAGUCAUCGAACAAAAGCUCGAUCCGAACGACUUCGGGACCACGCUUGCCGCCGCUGGAGUGCAGAUCAGGCAGUUGGGGAAGGGCGAAGAGCCGGCGGACUUCUCCGUCCAGGCGAAUGUGGAUGGGUUCCUAAAGGGUCUCCCCGAGUGGACGCAGAGAUUCGCUGACGAUAAGGAGGGGAAAGAGUACGGUUACUUUGAUUUGACCGCUGUCGCAGCGUAG